AUGGAGCGUGCUGCCUGCCGCCCUCCCGGCAGGCUCCGAGACUGGAAGCGGCGGUAUGCCUGCUCCACGGUCCGGUGUAAGCUCGGUCGGGUAUGUCCCCACCCGGAGCUCAUCAAUGAGAUCCAGAUUUGCGCUCGACUCAUACUGAAGUCCACCACCGAAGCUUGGGCCCUCGCGAACUUCCACGUACUCCGCCAGUGCGAGGAGCGCGGUGACAUCCCCGACUUGACGUCUUCCACAUUUUCACCCGGUGCUGUAGAAUCGUCAGCCGGGGCCUUCGCCGAGGAGACGACGUUCCCAGACGACGUCACCAAGAUUGACGUUCUACACGGUGAGGCUGGCGGGCUCAUGAGCGUCAACGCUACCAACAUGGUCGUGACCCAGUUCCGCAAGCACUUCACCCUCUUUGUGCGGCUUUGGUAUGGGAUCUCUGCCAAGGAAACCAGAAAGGUCGUGCGCGCCUGCUACAGCUCGGAUGCGUCGGAGCGCCGGGAAGUACUGGAGAUGAAGGCGUGGCUGGGAUCUGCGGCGUGGGGUGAAGACGGUGAGCUGGAGCAGGUUUUCCCCAGGAAAACCGUUAUCAAGAAGCAUGUGGGCUAUUUCGUGCGGAAGCUGUACGAGAUCAUGGUCUUUGUUGAGCAAAACCAGAUCGAGCAGCGGCGGCAGCAAGAAACGAUUCAGGAAAUGGAAGAGGAAAAGAGGACGAAGAAGGGCAAGGGCGCUAAGAAACCCAAGGAGAAGCGCUCUAAGACAAUCAAGAUGUUCAGCCUUCUACCGCUAUCGCAAUCGUUCGCACUCUACAACAUCAAGAUCGAUCCGUCUACUUUGGCACACCUCUGCUCGCGCAUUUACAAGCGCACGGGCGAGAAUGUUCUUGGUGUUGAACUCACGCCCAACAACCGCAUCCCGACACGCCCUUACUUUACUCAGCGGGGCUCCGAGUUGAUGAGGCGCGCAUUCAACAUCACACAGUUCGAGACGCGGCGCACCAAGAUCGGCAAGGCCCGCUUCAAUGGUCUUUCGGUGGACGAGAAGGCAAGACACGCCGCUAGGUUCUUCGGUGACUCGAUCCGGUCAGAUGGGUACGCAGCUUCCGUGUUAAUGGUGCAGCUCACGCGUUUGGCACGCUCCGUUGGGAGAAGAGAGGAAAACGAGGAAGAUGAAGAACUUGGGGACGCGGACGAGUUUGAUGACGACCCGGAUUCGGAAUCGCUCGUGACGGAGACGAACGGCGAGGAAAUAACGGAGGACGAGCCUGAAUUGGAACCCGAGGAAGACACUACACACGAGCAGGAUCCCAGUAUAGCGAGUGAAGUCAGCGACUCGGCUCCCUACCCCGCCCCCGAGCCAGCCCUCCGGGGAAUCCGCGCUCGCGGGUUUGUGGGUGUCGAUCCAGGCAAGAAGGCCCCCUGCACGGCUGCGAUCAUCGGCAAGCUUUGCUCAAAGAAGAAGAAGCCCCCACCCCCUCCACCCCCAUCACCCAAACCUCCACGAUGGCACCGCAACAAGAGGUGCCCAGUGGAAGACCGCGUGAGCUCAACGGGACCUCCACGAACUCCAGUUCGAAGACGUCGCGAACCGAAACUACCAAAGGUCCAGCAUGAACAGCGAAUUCUCCAGAUCAAGGCAGGCGAAUACCAGCACAUGAGUGGCAGUAAGAAAUUCAACAAGUGGCACGAGAAGCUGCGCCUCCGAUUUCCUGAAUACCAGAUCGCAAUCAGUAGCCUUCCCUGCCUCAAAACGGCCGACGCGAGAGUUUUCCUCGUUCGGAUGGAGCAGGUAUGGCUCAGCCUGGACUAUUUCCUGGAUUUCGGCAUCGCCCACAAUUUCAGGAAAUGGAGAUUUUUCUCGCAUGUGAAGCACCGGAUCGCUGUAGACGACGUCGCCAAAUGGCUGAUACCAGAGGCCGGGGCACAUAAGGCUAUGAGGAAGAGAGCGACAGUGGUCAAGGUGCACGAGUUCAGGACGAGCAAACUGUGCUCCGCCUGCUACCAACCUAUGAAGAUGGCCGUCUUCCUCGAUCCAAACGAUCCCGGCCCCGACGAGCUAGACGCCGACGAAAGACCUCUCUACUACGAUCGUUCCGUAUUGCGUUGUGCCAACAAGAACUGCAAGAAAAACUUUCUGAACAGAGACGUCAACGCCGCCGUCAACAUGCAAACCCUGCUUAUGGCGCGACUGCAAGGUUUACCGCGCCCCGCAGAGUUCGCCGCUGGCCAAGAGGAUGAGUCCGUUAUUGCUAGGGAGGAGGCAGACCCGCGCUGCAUCCCCCACUGCGGGAGUUUAAGUCGGAUGGUGGUGAGGCUGCGUGACGACAUUGAGCGGCUGGACUCUACCUAUGAAUGGCUGGCGGCGCAAGUGGGGGCUUUGGAGAAUAAGUGGGCUCAACUGGACGCGCAACUGGAGGCGUCGACUCCUCGAUCCUAUUACGACAGAGUGCUGCAAGAGCUGAGUUGUUCCGGUGAUGUUUCGUUGCUACUGGAGGCUUUGAGCAGUGGACCCGAGCUAUCCGGCGCGUCUGAGUCGCCCAGGGAGCACGGCAUGGGUGAGGCGAGCACGGGCAGGUUCAUGACGCUCCAGGAGAGAGCAGAACACGAACAAGCAGUAACUCCUCUGACGGGUACGAUAGAUCAGUCGGGAGCAACAAAUGGCAGUGUAUUGGAAGCGUGGCUGGCUAUGGAGCGCAAGUAUCGAUCGCGCCAGGGUGUUGUGGACCAAGUUCAAAAGUUGGAGAGCGACGUUGCUCAGAAAGAGUUUCUCCUUGCUGCCGUUGCCCCUGAGAGGUUGCUGAGUCGAGUAAAGCAGACUCUGUCGUGGGUCGGGGAUAUUGGGCUGCUGCGUGAAGCCCUCGAUCCGUCUGCAGUGAGUGCAUCGAAGGCAGGACUCCGCCAACUUGUUUUGCUUGAGGUGGGGUCUCCGCCCAGAGAUGCAGACUCGAGUAUGGCAACAUUGGAGGAACGAGUAGCGAAAAUGGAGCCUGCACCAGUAGAAAAGCUGCCAGCUUCGCGGCCACGAGUUGUCGGCCGGAAGCGAAGUGGGGCGAGAGCUGUAAGUGAAGGAGAUCUGGGGCUGGCACACAGCGAGGCGAAACGACCGGCGAUACGGUCUACCACCAGCAGACCGAUAACACGCUCCAUGGGAGACAGGGAACUUUGGCACGGAUGA
This is a messenger RNA of Phytophthora sojae, 3165 nucleotides long. RefSeq lists its product as hypothetical. NCBI's taxonomy places the organism in Eukaryota, Oomycota, Peronosporomycetes, Peronosporales, Peronosporaceae. The record is from RefSeq and is a predicted model, not a curated record. The transcript is spliced from 6 exons. Bases 1 to 3165 code for a protein of 1054 amino acids.